CAUAUUUAGCUCUCUCUCUUCUCUCUCUCCUCUGUGUGACGCUCAGAGACUCUUUCUCUCUCUACAAACCCUCACCCGAAUACAUAUAGAGACUCUUUCUCUCUCUAUAAAUUUUAGUCCUCUUUAAAUUUUUACAACAAGAGAGAGAGAGAGAGACGCUCGAAAAUUCGAGAAGGAAAUUUACUCAAGGUUGUAGGACAAUCAGUUUGGGAAUACGGUUUAAGAUUGUAUGUAUUUACAUAUGAGAUGGGUUCCCGAGGACGGUUAUUGUUUGAUCUCAACGAACCCCCUGCUGAGGAUAAUGAGGAGAGUGAUAGCGUAGUCUCGUUGCAGCCUCAGAAGGCACUCCUUUCGACAAGCUUGUUGGAGCCUCCUGAAGUGCUUGCGGUAGCAGCUGGUACACAAGGAACUGUUAAUAAUCAUGUUUUCCAACACGCACCGUCUGGAUCAGGUUUUCAACCUUUUACUCGGCCUAAAUAUGUUCAUGGCUCUGAAGGUAACGCUGAGCAGAAGGAGGCAAGCGACAGGAUUCCCAACAAUGCAUCAUUGCGAAUGUCCAGUAAUAAUGAGGACGUUAAAGCAGUGCCAGCUUUAGUUUCGACUGCUGCAGAUGCCCUGUCUGUGGAACGAGAAGAGGGAGAGUGGUCUGAUGCCGAUGGAUCUGCUGAUGCUCAAGAAAGUGGUAGUUUGCGUGAACAGGGCAAAGCUUCCCAAGAACUAGAAAAUUCUGGGGCAGUUGCUUCCAGUAGUGCUCCAGAUGUUAAAGUUUCAGAAAGUCUGAAGGAUGAGAGCAGCAGUAGCCGCAAUUCGGACAACAAUGUCAAAGGUCAUAUGACCAUGGACUGUCAGGAGGAACCUGGCCUGGUCCUGAAACAAGAGAAAGUCAAAAGCAUUGAAGCGAGUCGUGCGCUCAAGGGUGCAAUUAAUCCAGUGAAGAGGAAGAUGGAUCAUCAUAAUGAAGCAAAAUUGGGAAAGAAACGUAGUAGACAGACAAUGUUCCUUAAUUUGGAAGAUGUUAAGCAAGCUGGUCCCAUCAAAAGUUCAACACCGAGAAGACAGUCUAUCCCUGCAUCUAUUACAACUCGCACUAUGAAGGAUGUUCGUACAGUUUCUCCACCUGCAGGUCCUCCGCCAACUGACCGCAUAGGAGAAACGCAGCCACAGCCAGCAAUCAAGGACCAGAAACAUCCCGAUGUUCUAUGCAGUGAAGGAGGGCUUGCUGGGGAUUCUAGUGAAUCUAAAUCUGAAAGUAAUGGGGAUAUUAAUUAUGGAUCAGCUAGGCUGAAAAGGCAAAAUGGUGAUAUGGACUCAUCUGCAGAUGUCUUACCACCUAUACCAAGACAGAGUUCAUGGAAGCAGCCCACAGAUAUGAGGCUGCCGAAAAAUUCACAGGUUGUUAAUAGGAAGCCAGUCACUCAAAGCUCCAUGGAUUCCAAGAUGGGAACCAAAAAGCCUACUCCUGCCAAGAAGCAAAUGACCGUCAGUAACAUGUACCAAGACACAUCAGUAGAGCGUCUGAUACGGGAGGUUACCAAUGAAAAGUUCUGGCACAACCCAGGGGAGACUGAUCUCCAAUGUGUUCCUGAUCGGUUUGAAUCUGUUGAGGAUUAUGUCCGAGUAUUUGAACCCUUGCUUUUUGAGGAAUGCCGGGCACAGCUUUACAGCACGUGGGAGGAAUCGACUGAAGGUGUUUCAAGUAAUGCUCAUACAAUGGUUCGUGUAAGGAGCAUUGAAAGGAGGGAAAGAGGGUGGUAUGAUGUUAUACUCCUUCCAGCAAAUGAAUCCAACAAGUGGACAUUUAAGGAGGGUGAUGUUGCAGUUCUUUCAACCCCCAGGCCUGGAUUAGCAGUCAGAACUAGAAGGAAGAACUCAUCAACUGAGGAUGUUGAGGAGCCUGAAAUAAGUGGACGCGUGGCUGGUACUGUCAGGAGACAUAUUCCUAUUGAUACACGUGAUCCGUCAGGAGCAAUCCUUCAUUUUUAUGUUGGGGACACCUAUGAAUCCAAUAGCUUGGUUGAUGAUGACCACAUUCUGAGAAAGCUGCAGCCUAAAGGAACUUGGUUUCUGACGGUGCUUGGUUCUCUUGCAACCACCCAGAGGGAGUAUGUUGCACUGCAUGCAUUUCGUCGUUUGAAUGUUCAGAUGCAAGCUGCGAUUCUUCAGCCCAGCCCCGAACAUUUUCCAAAAUAUGAGCAGCAGAGCCCUGCCAUGCCCGAAUGCUUCACACCGAAUUUUGUUGAUCACCUGCAUAGGAGCUUUAAUGGACCCCAGCUCUCAGCUAUCCAAUGGGCUGCAGUGCAUACUGCAUCUGGUACAAGUGGUGGAAAGAGGCAAGAUCCCUGGCCUUUUACACUUGUUCAAGGACCUCCAGGAACUGGUAAGACACACACUGUUUGGGGAAUGCUAAAUGUCAUUCAUCUGGUUCAAUAUCAGCAGUAUUAUACUUCUUUGCUUAAAAAGUUAGCACCUGAGAGCUAUAAGCAAAAUACUGAAAGCAACACUGAUAAUGUUGCUACGGGAUCAAUUGAUGAGGUUCUUCAGAGCAUGGACAAGAAUCUCUUCCGUACACUACCAAAGCUGUGCCCGAAACCUAGAAUGUUGGUUUGCGCUCCUUCUAAUGCCGCGACAGACGAGCUUCUUUCACGUGUUCUUGAUCGUGGAUUCAUCGACGGUGAGAUGAAAGUAUAUAGGCCUGAUGUGGCACGAGUAGGUGUUGAUUCACAGACACGUGCUGCCCAGGCCGUCUCUGUUGAGCGGAGGACUGAACAGCUGUUGGUCAAGAAUCGUGAUGAAGUUUUUGGGUAUAUGCAUCAGUUAAGAAGUCGUGAAGCUCAGUUGUCUAUGCAGAUAGCUACCCUUCAAAGAGAACUUACUGUUGCAGCUGCUGCUGUUCGUUCACAAGGAUCUGUGGGUGUUGAUCCAGAUGUUCUAGUGGCUAGGGACCAGAAUCGAGAUGCAUUGUUGCAGAACCUUGCGGCGGCAGUUGAAAGCAGGGAUAAGACUCUAGUUGAGCUGUCUCGCCUGUUUAUAUUAGAAGGAAAGUUUCGCGCUUCAAGCAAUUUCAAUUUGGAAGAAGCUCGUGCUAAUCUUGAGGCAAGUUUUGCAAAUGAGGCAGAAAUUGUUUUCACUACUGUUUCAAGCAGUGGUCGCAAGUUGUUCUCUCGCCUUUCUCAUGGUUUUGAUAUGGUUGUGAUUGAUGAGGCUGCACAAGCCAGUGAAGUAGGAGUUCUUCCUCCCCUUGCUCUUGGCGCUGCACGAUGUGUUCUUGUUGGUGAUCCUCAGCAGCUUCCUGCAACAGUUAUUAGUAAGGCUGCUGGAACUUUGUUAUAUAGUAGGAGUCUUUUCGAAAGAUUUCAGCAAGCAAAUUGCCCAACAAUGUUGCUAUCUGUGCAAUAUAGAAUGCACCCUCAAAUCCGAGAUUUCCCCUCCAGGUACUUUUACCAAGGACGCCUCAGUGACAGUGAGAGUGUUGCUAAUUUGCCUGAUGAGACAUACUACAAGGACCCUUUACUUAAACCUUAUGUGUUUUAUGAUAUCACUCACGGGCGGGAAUCACACAGAGGGGGAUCUGUCUCUUAUCAGAACAUACAUGAAGCUCAGUUCUGUGUUCGUUUGUAUGAGCAUCUUCAGAAGACAGCGAAAUCUCUGGGCCUGGGGAAGAUUUCUGUUGGCAUAAUCACACCAUACAAACUGCAACUAAAAUGUCUUCAACGGGAGUUUGAUGAGGCUUUAAAAUCAGAAGAAGGGAAGGAUCUGUAUAUUAACACAGUGGAUGCUUUCCAAGGCCAAGAACGAGAUGUGAUUAUCAUGUCCUGUGUGCGCGCUUCUGGUCACGGGGUUGGUUUUGUUGCAGAUAUCCGCCGUAUGAAUGUAGCUCUUACUCGUGCAAGAAGGGCUCUUUGGGUCAUGGGGAAUGCUAAUGCCUUGAUGCAGUCUGAAGAUUGGGCUGCAUUGAUCAAGGAUGCCAAGGCCAGGAACUGUUAUAUGGAUAUGGAGAAUCUGCCUAAAGAAUUUCUGGGUCCAAAGGGACCCUCCUACAAUCCAUUACCAGGAAAGCUUUCAUCUAAUAUGAGGGGGUUGAGAUCUGCUGGACCAAGACAUAGAUCGUUGGACAUGCGGAUGGAUUCGAGGUCAGGAACACCUUCAGAGGAUGAUGAAAAAUUUAAUGCACCUGUAAUUUCUAGGAAUGGCCAUUACCGGCCAAUGAGACCACAAUUUGAGAAUUCCUUGGAUGACUUUGAUCAGUCCGGUGAUAAGUCUAGAGAUGCUUGGCAGAAUGGUAUACAAAAGAAGCAAAGUCCUGCUGGGGUUGUUGGAAAGAGAGAGAUCUAACUCUUGGUGGGUGUUGUGGAUCUUCUUUCUUCAUCAGAGAGAGGCUUUGUGGCAUUCUUUCUUGUCCUACUGUGAUAAGUCUGCUACAAGGUGGGAGUGCUGGUUUUCUGUGGUUUUUACAGAAGCUGGACUCUUUGAGUUGGAAGAGAGCUGAACUUGGUGCUAGGUGAGCUUUUGGUUAGUUGUGAAGUUCGGCAAUAAAAAGGAAGGAGGGCUGGCUGGGGCUUUCGAGGCUUGUGCCGGAAGACAUUCAUCUUGGUUUGAUUUCUUUGAUGUCAUCUUGUGCAAGAAGACAUUCCUGAGUUUCCUUUGAUUUCUUGCAAAGCAGCUGGAUGCUUUUGGGUAGAUGGUGGAAUAAUCAUACCCUUAAUCUACCAGCUUUCAUUCGUCAGAGGAAUCCAAAUGGUGGUGUCGGCAAAGCUUCAAAGCAUGCUGCAACCUGUAGUGCGAAUAACAGUAGUGGAUCGAUUGAUCUGUUUUGACAGACACUGUUGAUUCAUUGGUUCUUUUUUCACUUACAUUGGGUGCUUCAAAUGCAGAAAGAUCCCAUUUGAAUGAUGCUCUGUACAUUUUCCGGAGACAUGCAAAUGCAUGAUGACCACAUACCAUACGAAGGCGAAUUCUAAUAUUGUUUCAAAAUUUAAAGUAGAAAGGUGGCAUUGCUAGAUUGUAUAUUCUGUGUAGAAAUGGAGAUACAGAAUUGUCUUAGGAGUACUGUAUUUGUUUCUGGCUGCGUUCGUAGUGUCGGCUAAAAUGUACAUACAUCUUCUAGUUUGGAAUUCAAUCAUAUCAAAUUCUUUCCUAUG
Molecule: messenger RNA, 5138 nt
Organism: Argentina anserina (silverweed cinquefoil)
Lineage: Eukaryota; Viridiplantae; Streptophyta; Magnoliopsida; Rosales; Rosaceae
Exons: 9
Coding region: 247-4332 (1361 amino acids)
Molecular function (GO): helicase activity
Source: RefSeq, a predicted model, not a curated record